Messenger RNA from Paramormyrops kingsleyae, 2822 nucleotides. RefSeq names its product epigen. Gene Ontology annotation, molecular function: epidermal growth factor receptor binding; growth factor activity. Lineage: Eukaryota; Metazoa; Chordata; Actinopteri; Osteoglossiformes; Mormyridae. Gene Ontology annotation, biological process: positive regulation of cell population proliferation; positive regulation of mitotic nuclear division; epidermal growth factor receptor signaling pathway. The record is from RefSeq and is a predicted model, not a curated record.
UAUUUCUAGGAUACAAGUCAAUUUUUCCCCCCAACAAAUCACAGUUUAUCCAGGACUCUCAGACUUCAUGUAUGUGACAUAUGAAAUUCUAGGGGGAAUGGGACAGCAUGUGCACACACAAAACGUUUGACAUUUUAUUUUGAUUGAUGAAUUUAUUUAUUGCUUAUUUAUGUAUUUAUUUUUUUAGGUUAUGAUUUUGUAUUUAUUUCUACUGUCAUAUUUUCUAUGGAUAGUUCUGAAGGGGCUUGUUCUGGUGACGAGCGGAUAUGUUCUUCACACACCUGCAGGGCUGUCAUGAAGAGGAAAUAAAGCACUGCUUUGUAAGCUUGCUGGCUCACGCUGUUUCUCUCUUCUGCCUAUAUGUAAGGAAACGAGACAGGUGGUGACCCCUGAGGAAAACCACAGGCCGCUACACACUGCCGCCGCAUGCUCGCUAAUCCCUCGCGUGUCACCCAUCAGCCUGAGUGUCAACAUGCACCACCCCACACCACUGCAAUCUAUGCAGUCACAGGCACCAGAGCACCAACACUGUGUGUUGAAAUGUCUGCAGGAUACUUCAUGUUUUACAUGGAUGUUGUUCUGUAAAUAAAAACUUCCUGUGUACAUAUAAAUAUUUUAAUCAUAUGGCCUUGAAUGAAAACAGCAUUGUCGGCAGACAGAAAUUGGGUCAAAAGUUCAUAAGUAAUAUAAAUAAGAUCAUGUUGUCAUGGCAACAAGUCAUGACACAAUGAAUUUUUUGAGGGAGACAACUGGACAAUGCAAGGAGACUUGCAUUCAGGGAGAAUGUAUAUUGAAAUUAUAUAAGUAUCGUUCUUUAUUUCCCUACUCCCGAAAUUAAUAUUUCUGUAAAAACAACUAUGACUGGUUAUCAGUACAAUGUAUGACAUGUUUGGACUGUACUGCUGAAAUGCCAGGUAAAGUAACUUUAAACAUUUCUUCACAUAAGAACAUACAUUGAAAAUGAGAAUUGAUUGAUUUCAGCCAAAACGUUUGUAAUGUCUGAAGAAAAAACAAUCAUUCUGAGUAGCUUCCAUAUUUCCCACAUAAAACAAACAUGAAACUGGAAUGGCAGUUAGCGGAGAGCUGCGGAUGAAGGGCGUAGGACAUUUUCUCUGUUGUGCUUAUUGGGUUUGUGUUUUCAGUGCUGGAGAGACACCCAUUUUCAUCUCAUCUACACUUUCAGUGUUAUUCUGACUUUUUAGCUAUGAAGUGUUAGUAGAAGAAGCAUCAUACCUUUAGGAAAAAAAUCUCAAUUUGUGAUUGGAUGUUUUAAAAACCAAGGUCCAUGCUUUAUAGAUAAAUGCUAUUCUUGCCUUAAGGUCAAUACUUGUUCUCACCACACAAGUCUGUCAGUUGCCUGUGCUUGUACAGAGAAUGUACAGAGGUAGGAAGUGAUGUCAUGAAACAGGCAAAUGAUGCAUGCAAGGAGAUAAGGAGGGGUUGGAUUAUUUGAAGUGAGAACAAAAUAUGUAAAAUAAAUAAAUUUGCAACGAGUUGUGUGAGGUGCCAGCUUUGAAAUUCUGUAUUUCCAUUGGCUGGUCUGCCGCAUUUGACGCACUUCUUGACUGGCUGGUGAACCAUGACUCAUGGCUACUGGUGCAGCCUGGAUGUUAUAAAACCUUAGCGGCAGUUCGCCGUCAGCCCAGCAGACGAUCCGAUCCCACGGGGAAGGAGACAAGCAGAGCCAGCGAACAGCAGCAGCUAUGCCGCAGGACACAAGGACUCAUACAGACAGAGCAGUAUUGGCGCUGACAACCUUGGUGCUUGUCGCCUUUGUGGGAGCGGAUGUAGAGCCUACUGGAACCACAACGCCCGGCGUGCUGCCUGACGGGUCCCAUACACCUAAUGGAACAGGAAGUGUGGAACUUCCCCGUGUCCUGAAGGUGAUGAGUCCAUGCACUGGUGAGAAGGAGAAUUUCUGUGUGAAUGGUGUCUGCAGCUAUGACCCUGAGCUCAACACCCCCAGCUGCAGGUGUCCGCCAAAUUUCACAGGAGUGAGAUGUCAACACAUUCUGAUGAACUCGCAUAGCCAGAAAAACCCAGAGGCACUUAUUGCCAUCGGGGCUGGUGUUGCAGUGCUGCUCUGCUGCCUCGCUGGUGCCAUCUACUGCUGCAUGAAGAAAAGGUGCAAAAAUACAAAUCAGCCAUAUCAAAUUUGUCGACCUGAACGUGCAGUCUGAACUUCAAGACCCAAGGGGCACAGAGGAAGACAUUGUGGAUUCCUCUCCAUCACAGUUUUCAUACAUUACAAGCAGUUUUAACAACAAUCCUUGGAUCCAUGUUUUUUGGGGGCUAAUUUACCUAAUGCACAUUAGCAAGCCUUAUCUCAGUCUAUGAUAAUCCAACCAAUUUCAGCGAAGCAUAUUGUAACAGUACAUUUGCUGUAAUAUUUAUGAUUUGACUUGUUUCACAUGGCCUGAUUUCAUACCUACAUAGCCUGGCAUUUCCUAUGUUAUAUCAGUGUGUCAUUCUUUCUUUUGUUUACAGAAAAAUGUUUUACGGAUGAAAAAGGGCUUAGGAACUAGAAAAAAUAACAAGCUAAAUCAGGAAGCAAUAUUUAAGCAUCUUCCGACAAUAUGAGACUAAAUGGUUGAUCCAUGCAUGAAGUUUACCAUCCAUAAUCUUCAUCAUUAUAGUUCAUCAUCAUUCUGACACCUUCAUCAUCCUCUUUUCCAAAGGUUGAGCUUAGGUUCAGGCAUUUGGUUUAUGAUCAUAAAGAAAUAAUUACCAUGUAAAUAAAAGCAAAUCUAUGUGAGGAUAUUUAUUUUAAAUUUAUAAUUUAUUAAGGUAUGUGUAAAAUAUAUAUUUAGCAAUUUUUCUAA